AUGAGACUCUCUGUAGGGACGACUGCUUCAGAUCAAGAUGAGACAGAGCAAUUUGGUGAGUGGUUAUUGAAAGUUGGUGAUGGUCUAAAGGUGAAUAUGGAUGGGAAUAUGGAGAGUCAACUAGAUCUCUAUGGUCCUGAAUUACUGAAUAGCAUAAAUUGCUCUGGUUUGCCUCCACAUAAAUUAAUACUCAAGGUUGGUGUUUCGGUGAUGUUACUGAGGAAUAUUGACCAAUCUAGUGUUCUUUGUAAUGGUACAAGGCUACAAGUUAGGAAGCUUGGAAAUCAUGUCAUAGAAUGUGAAGUCUUAACGGGUAACAAUGUUGGUCAUAUUGCUUUGAUUCCAAAAAUGAAUAUGGUACCAACAAAUGAAACCGUCCCAGUUAGAUUCUAA
Molecule: messenger RNA, 393 nt
Organism: Arachis stenosperma
Lineage: Eukaryota; Viridiplantae; Streptophyta; Magnoliopsida; Fabales; Fabaceae
Exons: 2
Coding region: 1-393 (130 amino acids)
Source: RefSeq, a predicted model, not a curated record